CAGAAAUCAAAACAAACACUUCGGAGACACUCGAAAAGUCGGCACACGAACGUUUCUCUAGCAUUAGUUUUCGUUUCUUUAUCUCUCUUGAUUUGCAAGUACGUGCGAAUCGGUGCCGGUCGCGACCUUUGACCUGGCGAUUUGCACGAUGCGUCGAAUGGAAUGCGGGCCGAAGCGUUUUCAGCCGCGGUCUCGGUCGGCUCGGCGCUGAUUUUGAUCGUCGUCUCUCUACUCGGUGCCAAAAACGACCUGCGAAAAAUGGAGCCAGGGCCCGUAACUUCCUACCUGAGGCCCAGGGGUGCCCUGGCAAGAACCAUGUACGACCGGAUUGCCAACGACAAGGUUGUCGAAGAAUUUGACAAGAGAAAGUGGUACAUUUGCAACCUGGAGAUGAUACAAGACGAAAAACUGAGACAGGCGUUUGUGCAGCUCGAGAUGGACAAGGAGACGGAAUUGUUUUUGGAGAGCAGUUCGGACAAGUCGGAACGAAUCCUAUUGCAAAUGUGGCACACCUUGGUCAGCUCUCUUCUCAAAUGGUUCCUUACCAGAACUUCCAUUAAUGGAUUGCUCUCUCGUGGCUCGAUGUUUGUUUUUUCCGAGAGCCACUUUCGUCGGCUGCUUCCCCGCGUGCCGGGCGGCUGUCUGCUCGACCUGGGCGCAGGAGACGGUCUGAUCACCAACGUGAUGGCCCCAACCUUCAGCCAGGUGUUCGCCACCGAGGUGUCGCCCACCAUGCGCUACACUCUUGCACAAAGAGGCUACAAGGUGCUCGAAAUUGAAAACUGGUCAUCUAGAGGACCUUUUGACGUGAUCAGCUGCCUGAACUUACUUGAUCGAUGCAGCAAACCCUGGUCACUGCUGACUGAAAUUCGCAACAGCCUUGUGCCUGAUACGGGAAGACUGAUUGUUGCACUAGUCCUUCCAUUCCAACCAUAUGUAGAGGCAGAUUCUUGGGAUCACUCUCCAGAGGAAAACCUGAACAUUAAGGGAGAAACCUUUGAGGACCAAAUAAACUCGACCGCCCAAGUACUGCAGUCCGCAGGAUUCGAAAUCGAGCGCUGGACCCGACUGCCGUACCUGUGCGAAGGAGACUUGGGUCAGUCCUACUAUUGGCUGGACGAUGUUGUCUUUGUCCUGAAACCAGUCUGACCCCCGCAGUGCUGCUACUUUGACGUAUGAAUACGUGAUAACACAAUAUAUUGUAAGCUCUACUAAUUCCAGUCAAACGGAUUUAUAUCAUAUCUUCCAGUUAAAUUUAAAAAUUAAAUUUUUCUGCCUUUGGAAUUUUCCAAAAUAUCGUGUUUCUCAAAGCUUUUGCUGAAAUGUUGGAGUAGAGAUAGUUAUUGAAACUGCCAUUGUUACUUGACCAAUACUGACUCUCUAUCACAAAUUUUCUUCGUUCGUUGUUGUGAUAUACAUAUAAUAUUAUUACGAGUGAUGGGUGUCAAUGUUAAAACUCCACACUUGUAGCAUUUUGAACUCACAAAAGGUUUAUUCAAACAAUUGGUUGUGUACAUACAAGAUAACUUUAACAGUCUUGAAAAUAAUUCCGAAUAUCCUUAACCAAAAUCUAUAAAGUUUUGAUUAAAACCAUUUGUUAUUGCGAGCUUUUCAAAUAAAAAUGGAAAAAAGGGAAAUUAAGACUUGUACAUUUUAGCUCCAUUAUACUGUUUUUUCAUUUCUUGUACUGCAGCUGUUGAACUUUGU
Molecule: messenger RNA, 1707 nt
Organism: Neocloeon triangulifer
Lineage: Eukaryota; Metazoa; Arthropoda; Insecta; Ephemeroptera; Baetidae
Product: protein-L-histidine N-pros-methyltransferase
Exons: 5
Coding region: 163-1149 (328 amino acids)
Molecular function (GO): protein-L-histidine N-pros-methyltransferase activity
Source: RefSeq, a predicted model, not a curated record